Messenger RNA from Diorhabda carinulata, 2332 nucleotides. RefSeq lists its product as uncharacterized. Bases 92 to 2269 code for a protein of 725 amino acids. Lineage: Eukaryota; Metazoa; Arthropoda; Insecta; Coleoptera; Chrysomelidae. The record is from RefSeq and is a predicted model, not a curated record. The transcript has 6 exons.
UUUGACAACAUUUGUAUAUUUUACGUACGUUUUCUAAAAUUCAGACACUGUAAUUUUAUUUUUAUGAUUGGAACUGAAAUAAACUUGCAAAAUGGCUCAAAGUUCAACUCUGGUAACUUUAACACAGAUGUGCGACGCAGCUUUGAACACACCCGAAGUAGGAAUAGUCAAUUUUACACUAUUGCGUACCCUUCUUCAUGUUGUUUUGAAACAGCUAAAUUUAAGUGAUACCAAAGUUGAAUACAGAGGUGUUGAUAGUGAAAGAAUACAAACUUUCUUAAGUAAAAUCCAACCAGCAACACAACUAUUAGCAGAAUAUUCCAUUAGUGAUAAUCAAGAUGUAUCCGAGAAGAAGGAAGGCCAAGUAAUUGUCGUAACUUCAUCUAAUUCUUCAGAAAAUCCAGAAUUUACUGUAACAAUGACAACCGAAUAUAUGAACCACUUGGAGAAGUCUAUACAAUCACUUCAAGCCAAAGUCAAAGAGUUAGAGGAACUACCUGGAAAUUUGAAACUCUACGAAGCUAUUAAACAGGAAGGAUCCUCGCCCGUACUUGAUAUGUUUCAAAUAUUAAAUUUACAAAAGAGGAUGGAUGCAGUAGAUUUAAGUAUUGAAAAAUUAGCUUCAAUGCUAGAAACUGCUGCUAAGGGAUUUCCUUCACCUACUUUUGAAGAAAAUGGAGGACUUGAAGACCUGGAAAGACGAGUUAAAGCACUUGAAGACCAAUUUGGCAAACGAGGUUCAAAGUUGUCAAGAGGUUCAAAAGGAUUGAUCAAAAAGGUAGGUCCUACUUCUUCCAAAGAAAUAGCUAAGGAAUCUAAGGAGUUUGAAGGUGAAGAUGAUGACAUUGCCACUUCUAUUCAAAAUUUGAAAAAGGAGAUAGAAGCUAUAAAAGAAGUCCUUUUCAAAAAUGAAUCUGUUUUUGCGACUGAUGAUCGUAGAGAGUCGACUGUUGAAAACCAGCCCGUUGAGAUAAGAAUUAAGGGCGUUGAAAACAAACAAGCAGAAUUCAUAGACCAGCUCAAUUCGUUGGACUACGGUUUUAGUAGACUUCUCAACACGUUGCAAGGCAGAGUUGAAGAUCUUGAAAGAGAUGUGGGUGAACUUUUAGAAAAAAUACAUAUGAUGCCAAUUGGUGGAGAAAUAGGUGAUACCACAAAUAUCGAUUCAAUACAAAAGCAACUCAAAUCAAUGGAAAGUGACUUCGAAAAUAUAAUGGAGAAUGUAAAGAAACUAACAGAUGAAAGAGCCGCAAAGGAACACGCAAUAGAUGUUCUCAUAGAACAAAUAGAAUUACUAAAAACUGUCAAAGCUGAUAGAGAAGAUCUCGAAGAUGCAUUAGCCGAUAAAGCGGACGCUUGUCAAAUAAACAGAAAAGUAUCUUACGAACAAUUCGACCAAGCAUGUGGGGAUAUAAAUAAAAACUUGGAAGAAGCAUUAGCCAAACUUGCUCAACAGGAAACAUUAUGGACCCAAACCCUGACGAGCAUUCAAGGUGAAGUUGGUAGCAAAAUGGAUAAGAAUGAACUGACUCCAUUACGAGAAUUUAUUAAUAAUAAACUGAAAUCGCUACAAGAAAAAUUCAAAGCUCUUUCAGCGAUGAAGAAAGAACAAGAAGCAGCUGGCACCAAAACUAGGUUUCUAAGAAACGUCAACUGUAUAUCAUGUGAUAAAGACGUAGUUAUGCGUAGAGAUGUGGAUUCAUCUAUGUAUCCCAAACCGUAUUCCCUACCACCCACGAAAAGCGUCGGUCCAUAUUUAGCAUACGAACUAGACCAGUUGAGAAAACAACAGAAAUGCAUACCAAGUAAUAAAAACAUCAAUAUGUUUGAGAAUGCUUUGCAAAGUAGUCGAUCUGCCAAGAGUACAGAUCAUAUCUGUAAUAGAUAUUGCGGUGGUAGCCACACUGUUACUACCCCUCACCAGAGAGUUACGCGAUUAGGUCAUUUUAUUGAACAAUGGGGUCCUGAAAUAGCCCCUGCAGUCGAUUCCCAAGUCAGAGGAACCGAUGGUAAACUGUACAAAGCCCGAGAUGAUGCGCAUCUCAAAAAACUCGCUGCCGAAAAACCUCCAAUUUCACAUGCGGAAAGCGCAGCUCCAGCAAUGAUUAUAUCAGGAGAUCCUCCGACCACGAAAAAAAGUAGUUCACAAAUUGAAAAAUCAGAGGCCAGUCAUCAUUCGCAGUUUUCGUUGAAAGACGAAGCUUUUCCGUCAGUGACAAAUUUAGCACACAAUGAAGAAGACUUAGGCACUGAUCCUCAAAAGGAGUAAUGAAAAUGAUACAAUUAAAUUAUAUUUUACAUAUUUUAUUGCAUAAACAAAUUCAAUGCAGAA